Messenger RNA from Cynara cardunculus var. scolymus (artichoke), 1505 nucleotides. Its product is annotated as F-box protein SKIP23. Lineage: Eukaryota; Viridiplantae; Streptophyta; Magnoliopsida; Asterales; Asteraceae. The coding region runs from base 8 to 1213 and encodes 401 amino acids. Gene Ontology annotation, molecular function: protein binding. The record is from RefSeq and is a predicted model, not a curated record. The transcript has 2 exons.
AGGAAAAAUGGCAGACUGGUCUCAGCUUCCGAGAGAACUUCUUGAUCUGAUAUCCAAACACCUCAUCUCCGAGACCGAUCUUCUCCGUUUCCGAUCUGUUUGCACCUCCUGGCGAUCCUCCAUACAACCUUUCACUUCCCGUUUUCCGAUUCUUCCGAACGCCGGAAUCUCCGACACCACCUGGGGAUUCUACCUUUCCAAACGCACCAUCUUUCGUGUCGGAUUACCUGAUCGUGAUUCUCAACAAACCCCAUCUCCAUGGCUAAUCAAGGUCGAAAGAGACAACCCCCAAAAAACCCAUUUGAUGAAUCCCUUAACUGGAUACGAAUUCAUACCCCUCUUGCCCAAUUUCCCUAGAUCCCUUGAUUUAUUGAAUUUUAGGGUUAUGGAGUUAGGGCAAGAGUAUGCUUUGCAGUACAUUAGUUAUCGUCCUAAUGCCAAUUCCAUUGGGGAUUCUGUAACCCUUUAUAUGGAAAAGGUUGCCUUUUGUAGCUCCGGUGUUGAUGGGUUUGUGUUGUUGACGAUUCACGUAUCUGGGAAAUUGGCUUUGUUGAAGUAUGGAGAGAGGAAAUGGCAUAUAAUCAACGAUCUGCCGUCGCCUUACGACGAUGUUAUAUUCUAUAAAGGGGAGUUCUAUGCCGUAGAUAGUACCGGCAGGACUGUUAUUGUUGUUCUGGAUUCCGAUACAACGUUGUUGAAAGUUGUUGCGAAUUCUGUGUUUGGUGGAGACAAGAAGUUUCUGGUGGAAUCAUUGGGAGAAUUGUUCAUGGUUGACAAGUAUUUAAGUGUUGGACCUGAGAAUGAUUUCGAUUACGAUGAUGAGAAUUACGAGUUUUAUGAGGAUUUUGAUUGCUUUAUGAGUGAAAGGACCGUGAAACUGGAGGUCUAUAGGUUGGAUAGAGAAGAACAGAAGUGGGAUGAGGUGAAAAGUUUAGGUGACAGAAUGUUAUUUUUAGGGGAUAAUUGUGGGUUUUCGGCUUCGGCUUCUGAUUUUCCUGGAUGCAGAGGUAAUUGUGUGUUCUUUACAGGUCAGAGUAGGGAAGAUGAUGGUUUGAUGAAGAGUCGAGGUGUGGGUGUGUUUGAUUUGGAGAGUGGUUGCAUUGGGCCUAUUUCUAAUGACUCUGGUUAUUCUCAGCUCUUUUGGCCUCCUCCCCAUUGGCUUCAUUCGGAUUCAGUGGCUUUGGAAGAUGGAUUGGACCAUCUUAACAUCUAAUCGGAUAUGACACAAGUCGAAAGAUUAAAGUGGACAUACACUCUGCUCUCGUGCUACUCGUUGCAUAAACUCGAGCAUCUAAACGGAGAAGAAUAAGCCUCUUGUUUUAUUUUUUUCCUAUAAAUAAUUGAUCGUUUUUUCAGUCGUAUGUUUACUUACAUUCCUUUCAGUUGUAUGUGUUUAGGGUCGUGAAAAUUCGAAAUGUGUCCUUUUGAUUUUGUGAUUUUAGGUGCAUCUUUUAGUUCAUUCCAAUUGAAUGAAGUUUGAAUUAAUCAAUCUCUUGUUAUGGUCU